Molecule: messenger RNA, 588 nt
Organism: Volvox carteri f. nagariensis
Lineage: Eukaryota; Viridiplantae; Chlorophyta; Chlorophyceae; Chlamydomonadales; Volvocaceae
Exons: 2
Coding region: 1-588 (195 amino acids)
Source: RefSeq, a predicted model, not a curated record
AUGAGGACGCUGUCAUCACUUUUCCUUCUCGUCCUCGUGGUGGCCCCCGGGCUGCUGCUGGCGCGGACGGGCACUGCCGCCAAGCUCCGAGGGCUGCGAGCGCUCAGGGCGGAGACGACUGCCCUGUCGGACGGGAAUGAGGCAGGAGCCGACCUGGACAUGAAGUAUGCCGCGGAGGACAGCGGUCAGGCGGCGGAUGUGGGGCCCGAUAGAAGGGCUGCCGCGGAGGCCGCCACAGCAGCCCUCUGGCCCUACCCCUGCAUUCCCCUUCGCCGGCUAGCUCAGCUUCCCGCCGACACAGCGCUUCCAUUGAGGCCCUGCCCCGAGGACGACUUCCCGGAUUAUAACCCGCCCCCUCAGAAGAAGCCCCCGCCGCCGCCGCCGGUGAAGAAGCCGCCGCCGCCGCCACCGGUAAAGAAGCCCCCGCCGCCGCCGCCGGUAAAGAAGCCCCCACCGCCGCCGCCGGUGAAGAAGCCGCCGCCGCCACCACCCCUGAAGAGGCCGCCACCCAAUGAUAUCAACGAUCCGCGGUGCAACAUCGCCGGAAAGUCCGGUGGUGCCAACGAGAAACCAAUCUAUUGCCCGUGA